Molecule: messenger RNA, 2922 nt
Organism: Sclerotinia trifoliorum
Lineage: Eukaryota; Fungi; Ascomycota; Leotiomycetes; Helotiales; Sclerotiniaceae
Source: the annotation of a GenBank genome assembly
CCCAAAGCUUCUAGAGCUGGAGACUUUCUGACUUCACUGGGCGAUUUUCAUCAUUUUAUAAUGGAUUUGCGAUGACAACUACAAAUGGUUCUGGUUUCUCCUUGAACUUCAUAUAUUUCCUUUCUCAGAACGAUUGCUCCCACCAGUAAUCUUCUAUUACUUUCAAAAUGCCGUAUAAUAUUGCUAUGGUCAGUGACUUCUUCUUCCCACAACCAGGAGGAGUCGAAAGUCACAUCUACCAACUCUCUACUAAGCUCAUCGACCGCGGACACAAAGUUAUAAUAAUUACGCACGCAUAUGAGGAUAGAACUGGUGUCAGAUAUCUUACAAAUGGCCUCAAAGUUUAUCAUGUCCCAUUUUUUGUUAUGUUUCGCUCCUGUACCUUUCCUACCGUCUUCUCAUUCUUCCCAAUCUUCCGCAACAUCGUUAUACGGGAACAAAUUGAGAUUGUUCAUGGUCAUGCAAGCAUGAGUAGCAUGUGCCACGAAGCUAUAUUACAUGCAAGGACGAUGGGACUGAGGACUGUGUUUACAGAUCAUUCAUUGUUUGGGUUCGCAGAUGCAGGCAAUAUAUUGAUCAAUAAGCUACUUAAGUUCACACUGAGCGACGUUGAUCAUGUAGUUUGUGUUAGCCAUACUUGGUAGAGUUGCCCCAUUGCCAUUGAUGAAUCAAGAAUUCUCUGACCGAUCCUAGCAAAGAAAACACGGUUUUACGCGCUUCUCUUGACCCCCUCAUGGUCUCUGUCAUUCCAAAUGCAGUCGUGGCGGAGAAUUUUCGACCUCUAUCACACCCCUCAUAUCCGGCCGAUCCUCCGGGAAAGCACCCCCCUCCUGCUCCAUAUCCACUGGGUCCGCAUGAUGUAAUAACAAUCGUUGUGGUGUCGAGACUUUUCUAUAAUAAAGGAACCGACCUAUUAAUUGCAGCAAUUCCUCGAAUUCUUGCCAGUCAUCCCAAUGUACACUUUAUAAUUGCAGGAUCAGGCCCUAAAGCCAUUGAUCUGGAACAAAUGCUGGAGAAGAAUGUGUUGCAAGAUAAAGUUGAGAUGCUUGGGCCGGUCAGACAUGAGGAGGUCCGAGAUGUUAUGGUUAGAGGGCACAUAUAUUUACAUCCAAGUUUGACUGAAGCUUUUGGAACUGUGAUAGUUGAAGCUGCUAGUUGUGGAUUAUAUGUCGUUUGCACACAGGUGGGGGGGAUACCUGAAGUGCUUCCAGCACACAUGACAGUUUUUGCCAAGCCUGAUGAAGAUGAUCUAGUCGCUGCCACGGGUCGAGCAAUUGCGUCUUUGAGAGCCAACAAAGUUCGAACCGAAAAGUUUCAUGAUCAAGUCAAAAUGAUGUAUUCCUGGACAGACGUAGCAGAAAGAACAGAGAGGAUAUAUGAUGGCAUAUUUGGCGUUCUAAGCGAGGCAGAGUUCUAUGGAUAUGAUGCAGCCGACGCAGCUAGCUGGAGCGCUACUAGAGGAAGAGCCGGUGUACAGAGCUUCGCUUUGAUUGAUCGCCUUAAGAGAUACUAUGGCUGCGGAAUAUGGGCAGGCAAACUUUUUUGCCUUUGUGUGAUCAUCGACUACCUGUUAUUUCUGCUACUCGAAGUUCUGGCACCGAGAGAUAGAAUCGACACAUCUAGAAGCUGGCCAAAGAAGAUUCCUCAAGACUCUUCAAGGAGAGAUCGUGAAACUAGGAGGGAAUUUGGAUAGUAUUGGCUUGUCUAUUGUGGAACCUGGCGUGCACUUUCUGCGGACCGUGAAAAGACUAUCGCUCGCUUUCAAUGAUUCCAGAUAAAAACCAGCGCGGGUGUAUGAGAAAACACCCCCGACAUUAAUAGCUUUCAUUCAAGCGCUGCGAUGGACUUUAUAGCAGAAACAGCCAUCUAUCUCUGCUACUCUAUCCUCCUAUGUAUGUAGGCGCCAGCCCAUUCCGAUUUCAGCUUGUCCAUGAACGCAAAAUCCGUUACAACAACAGCAUUUACUCUGGCGCUGAGAAUGGUCUGUUGUCAACCGGGGGUCGCGUGCAAAGGAUAUGGCCUCAGAUACAGAAGUGGUAAUGGAAGCCUAUGUCCAAGGUGAAUCUAGUCAUUAGCUGCUAGUGUCCAAGAUCAAUAUAGAUGUCAAGGCUCUACGAUGCUUUUUGAUUCGAGACAAACAUCAAAAUAAAUUAGGGGGCUUAAGUGUGAGUUAGUAAGGCUUAUUUUUUUUUAUCAACAGUCCAGGCGAAGCGGCGAGCUGAAGUGAUUUUUGAUGUUUGGGCGAAGCAAGAGCAGGUUCACAAGUGCGCAAAGACAAAUCAUUUCGACGGGGUGUGCGUCUCCAACAGCUGAAAUCAUUCAUCCUACCAACUACUUGUAUACUUUCUUGGCCGGAUGCACGAUGUGAUUGCUGAUAGCAGCUCUUUGUCACACACCACUCGGGAUGCUAAUGAGACCAGACGCUAGGGCCUUUGAAGUGCCGGUGGCACAACGUUGGUGUAUACGAUCUACUGAUGGUAAUAGAUGUCCAGAAUGCCCCAACAUGGAUGGCGUUCAGAUUGAAAUUAUGGAAUUCAAUUCGUGAGAAGGCACGAGACACAUUCACAAUGCUAGAUGUUUGGUUCUUGGGUGGCUCAGAUGCUUAUAGGAUAGAGGUGAGCAUCGUGCGGGUUUAUGGACAUGCACUGCAGGGUUGGAGGCGUUGUUUUCUGCUCACGCGGGCUCUCGACGUCAAUUGUGCAAUAUAUGUGAAAUCUGCAUUGAUCCUGCAUUUUACUAAGGAAUAUGACAUGCAGCUUCUAGGAUAUGGUCUACAAAAGUUGUUUUUCCCGGCUGUGCAAUUUCUCUCCAACCCCAGGCAUAUUUGAGAAAUGGACCGGUUUCUCUGGCUCACAUCAAUAGAAUGUUUGUUUAUUCUCUCACCUCAAUGAGAUCGCAAUUGAGAUCCCAACUAUGUCCCUU